This is a messenger RNA of Aspergillus vadensis CBS 113365, 411 nucleotides long. RefSeq lists its product as uncharacterized. NCBI's taxonomy places the organism in Eukaryota, Fungi, Ascomycota, Eurotiomycetes, Eurotiales, Aspergillaceae. The transcript has 2 exons. The record is from RefSeq and is a predicted model, not a curated record. The coding region runs from base 75 to 350 and encodes 91 amino acids.
GUUUCCUUUCUGAUUAUCAUCCUCGAGUCAAACACACACUUCACAUUCGGAAAUACUCUCAUCCACCAUCGAUCAUGUCGGGUUUCAUCCACAAAGCCGAAGACGCUCUCCAUCUUCACCACCACAAGGACAAGACCGAGCACAAGCACGAAGAUGCACAUGAGCAUCCUCCUACCAUCGGUCAUGAAGGCCACGAACACACCCACCGCUCUCACCCCCCUCAGAACAAGCAUACGCACCCCCACCCCAACGAGGAGCAGGUCGCCCGGGACGAUUUCCGCGCUGACAGAGAAUAUGACCGUGCGUUGAGGUCUCCGCACCAUGGGCCGGGAAUUGGGUUUGAGGCGUAGGAAGUGGAAUUAUCAAUAUAUUCAAGUUAACUUUCAAAUAUCUCAUGACCAUAAUGUCAAC